GAAAGAGAGAAAGUUGAGUUGAAGGCAGAGAAAGAGUGAUUCAAGUUAGCUCAAGGUUAGGUCAGAUUUCCAACUGGUCCAUAUCGAUGGCUUCGAAGAAGGUGACCCUGAAAAGCUCAGAUGGCGAGGAGUUUGUGAUCGAUGAGGCAGUGGCCGUCCAAUUGCAGACGAUCAAGCACAUGAUCGAGGAUGACUGCACGGAAAACGGCAUCCCCCUCCCCAACGUCACCGGCAAAAUCCUCUCCAAGGUCAUCGAGUACUGCAAGAAGCACGUCGAGGAAACUGACUGCUCCAGCAACGACGAGCUCAAGGCUUGGGAUGCAGAUUUCGUCAAGGUCGAUCAGGCGAUCCUCUACGAUUUAAUCCUGGCUGCAAACUAUCUGAAUAUAAAAAGCUUGCUCGAACUGACUUGCGACAGAGUGGCUGAUAUGAUAAAGGGAAAGACUCCUGAAGAGAUCCGCCAGACAUUCAACAUCAAGAAUGAUUUCACCCCUGAGGAAGAGAAAGAGAUCCGACGGGAGAACCAAUGGGCUUUUGAUUAAAUGAAACCUCUCACCACACAGCUUACCAUGUGUUGUUGAUCAUACGUAUACAUAUACAUGAGUAUGGAGAUGGCGGUGGUGGUAAAGCACAUAGUCAUUAAAUUAGUAGGGUUGGCGUCUUAGUAGUUUUUAAGUGUAUAGAGGAGCUGGUUGCAGGCAGACUAUGGAUACUCAGCUUCCAACCUCAGAUUUGCUUUCUUUCCGUUUUUUUUUUUAAUCCUUUGCAUUCUA
Molecule: messenger RNA, 773 nt
Organism: Magnolia sinica
Lineage: Eukaryota; Viridiplantae; Streptophyta; Magnoliopsida; Magnoliales; Magnoliaceae
Product: SKP1-like protein 1A
Exons: 2
Coding region: 87-542 (151 amino acids)
Biological process (GO): SCF-dependent proteasomal ubiquitin-dependent protein catabolic process
Cellular component (GO): nucleus; cytoplasm
Molecular function (GO): cullin family protein binding
Source: RefSeq, a predicted model, not a curated record